Molecule: messenger RNA, 2208 nt
Organism: Xiphophorus hellerii (green swordtail)
Lineage: Eukaryota; Metazoa; Chordata; Actinopteri; Cyprinodontiformes; Poeciliidae
Gene: nr4a2a
Product: nuclear receptor subfamily 4, group A, member 2a
Exons: 8
Coding region: 274-2079 (601 amino acids)
Biological process (GO): regulation of transcription by RNA polymerase II; cellular response to corticotropin-releasing hormone stimulus; central nervous system neuron differentiation
Cellular component (GO): nucleus; transcription regulator complex
Molecular function (GO): RNA polymerase II cis-regulatory region sequence-specific DNA binding; zinc ion binding; nuclear receptor activity
Source: RefSeq, a predicted model, not a curated record
CUGGAUAGUUGGAGCUGGUGUCGCUGUCAGUGCGCGGAGUCACACACAGUUUGCCCGCUUGGCGUUGUUGUCAAAGAACGCUCAUGAUCUGGAGGUUUUAAACUAAAUUGAUGGUUACCUACUAUAUGCUUAUCGCAUGGACUGAGAGCGACGAUGCGGAUUUGAAAGAGCGGAAGGUCCAGAAAAGAGGCUCUCUCUUCAACCCUGACAUCCACCCAACUUCUAACAUUGCCUGUUUCAAGUGUCACCGGAAACCUGUCAAAAGCUUGAGCCAUGCCCUGCGUCCAGGCUCAGUAUGGAUCAUCACCUCAAGGAGCCAGCCCCGCUUCCCAGAGUUACAGCUACCACACCGCAGGAGAGUACAGCUGCGACUUCCUAACGCCCGAGUUUGUUAAGUUUAGCAUGGACUUGACCAACACUGAGAUCACAGCCACCACUUCUUUGCCGAGCUUCAGUACCUUCAUGGACAACUAUAACACCAGCUACGACGUCAAGCCGCCUUGUCUAUAUCAGAUGCCGCACUCUGGAGAGCAGUCCUCCAUCAAGGUGGAGGACGUCCAGAUGCACAGCUACCACCAGCAGAGCCACCUGCCUCCCCAGUCGGAGGAGAUGAUCGCUCACUCUGGGCCUAUGUACUUCAAGCCGUCCUCACCUCACUCUCCAAGCACGCCGAACUUCCAGAUCCAGUCCAACCACAUGUGGGAGGACCCGGGCUCUCUGCACAGUUUCCACCAGAACUACGUUGCCGCCACGUCUCACAUGAUAGACCAGCGCAAGAACCCCAUGUCGAGGCUCUCGCUCUUUUCGUUUAAGCAGUCCCCACCCGGUACCCCCGUGUCUAGUUGCCAGAUGAGGUUCGACGGGCCGUUGCACGUCUCCAUGAACCACGACGGCCCGGGUGUAGCGCACCGCGGCCUGGACGCACAGAGCUUCGCAGUGCCCAGUGCCAUCAGGAAGCAGGCCGGUCUGGCCUUCCCUCACUCCCUGCAGCUCGGACACGGGCACCAGCUGGUGGACAGCCAGGUGCCGUCUCCCCCUUCCCGGGGAUCGCCGUCAAACGAGGGUCUAUGCGCGGUGUGCGGGGACAACGCAGCCUGUCAGCACUAUGGAGUGAGGACAUGCGAGGGGUGCAAAGGAUUCUUUAAACGCACCGUUCAGAAGAAUGCAAAAUAUGUGUGUUUAGCGAAUAAAAACUGUCCUGUUGAUAAACGCCGAAGAAACCGCUGCCAGUUCUGCCGCUUCCAGAAGUGCCUUGUCGUCGGAAUGGUGAGAGAAGUUGUCCGAACGGAUAACCUGAAAGGAAGGAGAGGACGCCUACCAUCCAAACCCAAAAGCCCCCAGGAGCCCUCCCCGCCUUCGCCACCGGUGAGCCUCAUAAGCGCGCUGGUUCGGGCCCAUGUGGACUCCAAUCCCUCCAUGUCUGCUCUGGAUUACUCGAGAUUCCAAGCGAACCCUGACUACCAGAUGACCGGCGACAACACUCAGCACAUCCAGCAGUUCUAUGAUCUCCUGACGGGCUCCAUGGAGAUCAUUCGAGGCUGGGCGGAGAAGAUCCCGGGCUUCUCCGAUCUCCCGAAGCAGGAUCAGGAUCUUCUCUUUGAAUCCGCCUUCCUGGAACUCUUCGUCCUGCGGCUGGCGUACAGGUCCAAUCCGGUGGAAGGGAAACUUAUAUUUUGUAAUGGCGUGGUGUUGCACAGACUGCAGUGCGUCCGUGGGUUUGGAGAGUGGGUGGACGCCAUCGUGGAGUUUUCUUCCAACUUGCAGAGCAUGAACAUAGACAUUUCGGCUUUCUCCUGCAUCGCAGCUUUGGCCAUGGUGACAGAACGGCACGGUCUCAAGGAACCCAAAAGAGUCGAGGAUCUCCAAAAUAAGAUCGUCAACUGCCUGAAGGAUCAAGUGACAUUCAAUGGCGGCGGUUUGAAUCGGCCCAACUACCUGUCAAAACUCUUGGGGAAGCUCCCCGAACUGCGCACACUGUGCACCCAAGGUCUGCAGCGUAUCUUUUACCUAAAGCUAGAGGACCUAGUCCCCCCGCCAGCAAUAAUUGACAAACUUUUCCUCGACACCCUACCUUUCUGAGGCAAAACCCUCAAAGAACUUCCACAAAAAGACUGUCCGAGACGAACUUAACAGAUGAUGUUUUUCCUAAUUUGCUUUUGUAAAAUUCAUAAGCUAAUUGAACAACAGUUAAUGGGACUUCACGAUAAA